AUGUGGGCUGAUACAUUACUGAUUGUGUUCAUUUCAAUCUGCACAGCUUUGCUUGGAGAAGGAUUAACAUGGUUGAUGGUGUACCGUACAGAAAAAUAUCGAAGAUUGAAAACAGAAGUGGAGAAACAGAGCAAGAAAUUGGAAAAACGUAAGGAAACCCACGAAGAUUCGUUAGAUAAACAACAUAAAAAGAAGAAAGAACGAGAAGAGGAGAGGUUGAAAAACAAUAAUAGUGAUCUGUCUUUUGUAAAAAUGAAGUCGAUGUUUGCUAUUGUUUUGCAUUUACCAAGGCACUUCAUGCUUUUCUGGAAUAACUAG
This is a messenger RNA of Acanthoscelides obtectus, 318 nucleotides long. Lineage: Eukaryota; Metazoa; Arthropoda; Insecta; Coleoptera; Chrysomelidae. The record is from the annotation of a GenBank genome assembly.